Messenger RNA from Hymenoscyphus albidus, 3048 nucleotides. NCBI's taxonomy places the organism in Eukaryota, Fungi, Ascomycota, Leotiomycetes, Helotiales, Helotiaceae. The record is from the annotation of a GenBank genome assembly.
GCCCCUGCUGGUCCCUGCUCCCCCUACCCUUGCCAUGCCCGACUGCGCAUUUUCUUGUUCAAAUCAAGCUUGUCGGUCUCGAAAGACUCCCGGUCGAAGGACCAAUACCAAUAUUAUAAUAAUCCCAGCCAGUACCCCGAUUCCAGAGAGAGCGACAGAGCCAAAGCCAAAGACAGAGACAGACCUCACACACCUCGACUCCCGUCAACCCCAUCCCCAUCCAAUAUCAAAAAGCCUCCCGGAUCUGCUCAAGGCCUUGGCAAGAACAAGGCAUCGAUCAGCAACAACUUCGUCUUACCGCAUUGUGCUUAAUCUUACUUCGUCGACCGAAAAAAGUAAUAUCAGUGCUCAGCAACAUCUCCAACCUCUUUCUCUACUUAUAUAUGCCACCACCUUCAAAGUGGCUUCCCUACUGAGUUGUCUCAGGCCGAAGAAGAAUCAACAUCACCCUACUUGAGCCUGAGCUUCACUUCCCCACGUCCAAACCACGCCAACCAACCAUUCAUACAAGUCAGUCGUCGACCCGUGGCUUGAGUGUCAAGGUAUCCUUCCUUUAUCCUUCCUUGACCACUCUCUCUCUCUCGACACCCUCGAGCUACCUCAAGAGGCGCAACAGAAGCAAAUCAACAAGACCUCGUCAACAGAUCUCGUCGCUGGCCGUUUGAUAGUCAACAAUAGACGAGCAUCAACAUCAGCUCCGAGCCCCAAUCUGCACCAAUAUGGUAUCAUUAGCCUCCCAUACAUACAACGCACUACAUUCACUCAACGACAACAACCAAGCAGACUUUCCUCUAUACCCAGACCCACAGAUCUUCUCAUCUCAAGGAUUUCCAUUUACUGGACAACCUUUCGACACGGACAAUACGCCAUAUCCGUACCCAAAAAUGUACAACGGUUUCCCAGCAAGCACCGGCUUUCAGACGGCAACCAUGUAUGCUACGGAUGCACCAUCACAAUACCUGGAGUCACCAGAAUUGAGAGGAGCUCCAUCGAACUACUCGACGGCUUCAGGUCCCUCGGCCAACUCCUCCGCAAUGGGGUCUCCACACUCGAUACAGGGGCACAUUGUGCCAGUGCCAGAAUGGUCAACGCCAGGUGGACUCGGUCUCACGCCGUCCAUCGUUGGCGUCGGAUACGACAACUAUCCCACGGGCAAUGAAUACUCAUUCGCUACUCCAGGUAUGGAAGAAUUUGAUUUGAGCUUCAAUACAGUCAAACCAAAUGGGUUUGUUGGUGAGUGCCAGAACAUUUCUAGAUCUACCUCAUAUCAGCGUGGUUCUGCAUCGUCAGAUUCUCCUUCAACUUCUCUUUCUAUGUCCACCUUUUCCCCUUCGCACGCACGGGUUGCGUCCUCCAGCAUGGCUUCGCCCCUCACUCCGGUCAGUGCGAGUGUGAGUGCGAGUAUAAAAGGCUAUGUGGAUGACUGCUUCAAAUCUCCUGUGUCUGCAUUCUCAACUGCUUCUCCUUCAUCGCGGUGGCCAUCACCGUCACAAGCUUUCACGUCCGCUGGUCGGCUGAUGAAUCCCUGUUCUCCCGACUCUGCUGUAUCUGCACCUGCACCCGCACCACAAGUAUUCUCUCCGAACACCACGCCGACUUAUCGUCAAUCUCAUUUCUUUCCUCAGUCUAGCGGCAACUUUGUGCCUCCUUUGCAAUCUUCCUGUUGGUUUUUCCUCUGUCAUUCGCAUCGUCGUAUCGCUUGGAUACAAUCAGCCAGAAAAGCGCGCUAACAUGUCAUCUCCAGACCCUUCCAUUCUCCACCCCCAAUACUCCACUCGCCCAGCCUCAACCACGCAAUCCCACGAUGCUUAUCCACAAACCACAUAUCCAGUCUCGCCUGCAUUGUCACCAGAACAAACUGGGGAACAGGGCAGCCAGUCUCCCUACAUGUCGGGCUACACCUACCCUUACCAAACACCCCACCAGCCUUCUACUGGAUCGCGACGAUCGUGCAGCAGCCAGGAUGGCAACUACAGUGGUGAGGAUGCGAAGGAGAAGGGACGAUGCACCUACCCAGAAUGCGGCAAGGUCUUCAAGGAUCUCAAGGCGCACAUGUUGACGCAUCAGAAUGAGCGACCGGAAAAGUGCCCAAUUCAGACCUGCGACUACCACAUCAAGGGAUUUGCGAGGAAAUAUGACAAAAACAGACAUACCUUGACCCAUUACAAAGGGACCAUGGUAUGUGGCUUCUGUCCUGGGUCAGGCUCUGCGGCGGAGAAGUCGUUCAACCGCGCGGAUGUUUUCAAAAGGCAUCUUACUUCCGUUCAUGCUGUUGAGCAAACCCCACCCAACAGCCGGAAGAAGACCUCGGGAAGCCUCAAUAGCGGCAAGAAGCUCUCCGGGUAUGCACCAGAUGCCACUGGUAAGUGCUCUACCUGCUCGGCUACCUUCAGCAACGCACAAGACUUCUAUGAGCAUCUCGACGACUGCGUUCUCCGACAAGUCCAGCAAGAAGAGCCAUCCGAGGCCAUCAAUGCUGCUCGUCUGGCCGAAGUUGAACAAGAUCAGAAUGUUCAUGACACCUUACUCAACAAUCAAUUGCCAACGAUGACCAAUGCCUAUUCGCCCGAGGAGGACGAGAACGAUGAAGACUACGAUGAUGAGAACGACGACGACUUUACGCUACGAUCUAGAUCUUCCCGCAGAGGACGCGGAAACCGAAACCCCGCCAACGGUGUACAAAAGUCCCGGGGACUCACUCACUCCAAAGGAGGAGUCACAUUGAACACCAAGGGCCGCAAGAAGCGCAAGAACUACCCCUCGUCGUGGGGUUGUCCAACUUCCCAGAUGAAGCUGAAGAAGCGUGUCAUGUGUGUAUUUGAUGGAUCUCGCCGUCUCUGGAAGGACGAUAUGAUGCUUGACACUGAUUACGAGGUUCGAAUGAAACUAGCUGAUGGGAGGGCCUACGUCACGGACCUAGAUGUCCAGACGAUGCGACGUGCGGAUGCCUUCCACAACUCCACCGAAGAGGAAAGGGGUCCAUGGAUUUCGGAUGAUCUCACUGGAGAGGAUCUGGAAAAGUUGAUGGAGGUCAAGAAUGAGCUAUAA